CUGAGCGAGAUCUUUGGCGGCCCUCACGGCGACAAGUACUCCGACCUGGACGUCGUAAUGCCCGCACAACAGGUCAAGUCCAUCACAAUCCGCUCUGGCGAGCGCGUGAACGGCGUGGGCCUCGUGAUGACGGACUUCUGGCGGGACGACCACACCCUGUACCACGGCGGCUAUGGCGGCGACAACGAGACCCUCUCUCUGAGCGCGGGCGAGCACGUCACCGAGAUUGAGGCGCACUGGGACGAGUAUCGCAGCCACACGCGCAUCUUCUACAUCAAGUUCACCACCGACAAGGGCAACAAGAUCGAAGGAGGCACCCCCGUUCUGGACUCGGCCAACAUUGGAAAGGAGACCGCGCCCGACGGCUACCAGCUCGGUGGCUUUGUCGGUUAUGCCGGCAAGGAGCUCGACAUGGUUCAGGCCAUUUGGGCGGACCAGAGAUCCUGGUAG
Molecule: messenger RNA, 450 nt
Organism: Phytophthora sojae
Lineage: Eukaryota; Oomycota; Peronosporomycetes; Peronosporales; Peronosporaceae
Exons: 1
Source: RefSeq, a predicted model, not a curated record